AUGGAAGCUGGGAAGAAGUUGGGAUAUAAGAUCAAAGUGGAUUCGGGAACCAUACUUGGAUCAAACCCGAAGAUUGUUGAGGAAGAAGUGGCCAAGAAGAUGGAACAAUACCAGAAGAGUGAGGAUCUGAUGGAACUUUUGCAGCAGUGUGAAAUGGAAAAG
Messenger RNA from Ilex paraguariensis (yerba mate), 162 nucleotides. The record is from the annotation of a GenBank genome assembly. NCBI's taxonomy places the organism in Eukaryota, Viridiplantae, Streptophyta, Magnoliopsida, Aquifoliales, Aquifoliaceae.